AUGCGUAUUGGUCCCUCCCACGUCUUCACGGCUUUAACAGCCGUGGUGGUCAUGGCCGUAGUAUGGAUGCACUACGGCACCGACGACGGACUGGCGACCAUCUCGACCGGCAUCUCAGAGACGCUGAUAGGCGAUAGUUUGAAGUCUACUAUGGCGAGGAGCGAGAAGUUGUGGCAGAAGACUGUGAGGCAGAGACAUGAGGUUAUAGCGAAGUUUGGGGAGAUGGGAUUUUUCCCCGCAGUCUCUGUGUCGACUUACUUCACGACUCCGUAUUCCGUGUGGGACUUAGUGCCAGCAUCGUACAAUUGCCCUUUUGAAGUCGAGCGCAUUGGACGUAUGGGCGAUGGUGGGAAGUGGGUGUGUGGAAUGAGUAAAUACGAGAAGAAUACUCGUCCGUGUAUUAUUUAUUCUUUUGGUGUACAAAAUGAAUCCAGUUUUGAGGAAGAAAUGCUCGAGCGAACAAAUUGUCAAAUCUGGGGUUACGACUUCACCGUCGACGCAUUCGGACCCGCCAUCCAAAACACAUAUGCGAGUCGCACACACUUCUUGAAGGCCGGUAUCUCAGGUACCACCGAACCGAGCAAAGACCCACCGUUCUACACGAUCCAGGAUUUGAUGGCUAAGAAUGGCCAUACUUACAUCGACAUCCUCAAAAUCGACAUCGAAUACGCCGAGUUCGACGCCCUCACCGCAUUCGAUUCUCACACCUCAGCAGACCCUGAAUACCCUAUCGGGCAGAUGCUGAUUGAGAUCCAUCUGUUCAACCGCGGGAAGACGAUGAUGGAUUUCAUUGGGUGGUGGGAGGCGCUCGAGGAGAGGGGAUGGAGACCGGCGUGGACGGAGCCGAAUCUUUUGGCUGUGACGUUGAGCUUGGAGGAUAAGAAUCCGAGGUUGGCGGAGUAUUCCCUCGUAAACGUCAAGGGGAAGUCAAACCUACUGUUCAGAUAA
Cadophora gregata is the source of this 948-nucleotide messenger RNA. RefSeq lists its product as uncharacterized. NCBI's taxonomy places the organism in Eukaryota, Fungi, Ascomycota, Leotiomycetes, Helotiales, Ploettnerulaceae. Bases 1 to 948 code for a protein of 315 amino acids. The record is from RefSeq and is a predicted model, not a curated record. The transcript is spliced from 6 exons.